CCAGUUUUCGCACCGAAAGGGAAAAAUAGCGGGAAAAUGCAGAACUGGAGAAGCAGCUUUUAUUAGGGCACGCCCCUUGAGUUGAGACUUGGGGUGAUUUUGGGGCUACCAUCAAAUUGAAAUCAAAGCCAUGGAGAUGAACGAUGGCGAUAACGAAGAGUUUGGGUUGUCCAGAAAUUACUUUCUGGCAAAGGAGCUCCGUGGCUCCGGCAAGAGAUCUCAUUCUAAGCUCUCUGAUAUUGACGUCGUUGACGAACAGGAACUGAUUGCAGCAGUAUCUAAAAUCGAACCAAAACAUGAGAAAGAGGUCAAGGAAUUGAUGAACAGUUAUAAAAGUUCGUACCCUGAAUGGGCUUUUGAGCUAAGAUGUGGUCUUGGCCUUCUUAUGUAUGGAUUUGGAUCGAAGAAGGCCUUGCUUGAAGAUUUUGCUUCAACAUCAUUGACCGAGUAUUCUGUGGUUGUUGUCAAUGGAUAUCUUCCAGGAAUAAAUAUAAAACAGGUUGUGGCAGCCUUAGCUGAACUUCUGUGGGAUCAACUGAAAUCCAAAAGAAAGAAUCCUGGGAGCUCUUCCAAAGUUCAACAGCCAUUUAGUUCUAGAUCCAUGGAUGAUCUUCUUGCAUUUUUGGAUGAGGAAAGGAAAAACGAAUGUUUUGUAUGCGUUGUCAUUCAUAACAUCGAUGGGCCUGGAUUAAGGGACUCUGAAACCCAACAAAUUCUUGCACGAGUUGCUUCUUGUUCCCAUAUUCGCAUGGUGGCCUCUAUCGAUCAUGUGAAUGCACCUCUUUUGUGGGACAAGAAGAUGGUUCACACACAGUUCAACUGGUGCUGGCAUCAUGUUCCUACCUUUGCACCAUACAAGAUUGAAGGAAUGCUCAUUCCCCUGAUUCUUGCGCAUGGAAACACCACCCAAAGUGCCAAAAGUGCUACAAUAGUUUUGCAGAGUUUGACAUCCAAUGCCCAGAGUGUGUUCAAAGUUCUUGCAGAAUAUCAACUAUCUCAUUCUAAUGAAGAAGGUAUGCCCGUUGAUAAUCUGUAUGCAAGCUGUCGAGAGCGCUUCCUAGUGAGCAGCCAGCUUACGCUUAACUCCCAUUUGACAGAAUUCAAAGAUCAUGAGUUGGUCAAGACCAAAAGGAAUUCUGAUGGCCAGGAUUGUUUGCACGUCCCUCUCACAAAUGAGGCACUUGAAAAACUCAUAGCGGAGCUUAGUCAGUGACUUGUUAAACUAUUCGGGCCUCAAAGAUUAUGUAGAUUUGAAGUC
Prunus persica (peach) is the source of this 1258-nucleotide messenger RNA. Its product is annotated as origin of replication complex subunit 2. Gene Ontology annotation, molecular function: DNA replication origin binding. The record is from RefSeq and is a predicted model, not a curated record. The transcript has 6 exons. Gene Ontology annotation, biological process: DNA replication. NCBI's taxonomy places the organism in Eukaryota, Viridiplantae, Streptophyta, Magnoliopsida, Rosales, Rosaceae. Gene Ontology annotation, cellular component: nuclear origin of replication recognition complex; nucleus. Bases 131 to 1213 code for a protein of 360 amino acids.